AUGGCAACCCUGGGCGAUCCUUGCUCCCUUUUGUUCGUGUACGUGUACGGGGUUCGGGCGGCAGGUCGGCGGUCAGAGCAUGAGGGCGAGCGCGUCGACCGCUUUAACAGGGCAACCUUCUUUUGCCCCCAAGCCCGGGAGUCGAAUGUGAGCGAGGAGCAGACCGAGCAGCAAGAGCAACGCGAAGAGCUUGGACCGAUUCCAGAAGAUUCACUCGUCUGGAUUCUCGUGGAUCACUCCGCGCGCGCCGAGGCCUUCGCUUCGGUGGCGGGACAUCUUCAGGAGCGCGGCGCCCGCGCCGAGAUCGUGACCAUCUCCGAGGUCGGCGUCAUGCCGGAUUUCAACCUCCACGAUGCCUGGCUCAAGAGCGGCCUGCACGCCUUUAUCGUCCCGCACGAGGAGCUCGCGGAUCGCUUCGUGCGCGCUCAGGUCCCCGCCGAACGCGUGCUCGUGGCCGGUCCUGCGGUGCAACCUGGCUUUGCCAGGGAGCUCGACAAGGGCGCGCUCCGCGAUGAGUUCGGCUUCUCUCACUCGGAGAAGCUCGUCAUCGCGCGCGCGGAGAACUUCGACGUCGCUUCGCUCGAGAAGAUGAUGUUCCAGGCAAAGCUCGUCGAAGGCAACGUGCGCUUCCUGUUCCACCACAACGGUGAUAACAGCGCCGCGGCGACCUUGCGCCGCGCGGCCAAUGAUCACGGCUUCGACGCCGUGAUGUUCGGGCGAGUCGAUCAGCUCGAGCGCUACCUCGCCGUCGGCGAUAUGGUCAUCACCACCGCCAGCGAUCCGAUGAUCCCCGAGAUCAGCGCGCUCGGCUUGCCGGUGAUGAUGGUCGGAGACGGCGGUGACGCGAGCGCUCAGGCGGCCUUCUUCGAGCGACACGAGCUCGGGCGCCACGUCUCGGAUAUGAUCCGCCUCGGCGCCGAGGUCGAGCGCUUCCUGCUCGAGGAUAACCUCGCACGUUACGCCGAGGCCGCCGGCAGCAUCGGCUUGCCCGGCGGCUCGAAAGAGGUCGCCGAGGCGAUGGCAAGAGCAUUGAUUCAUGCCCCCGAGUGGCGCCAGGUGAACAACCCGGGCGGCGGCGAGGAAGAGCAGGGCGGCGACGCUGGCUCUGAUCAGGGUGGCGGAAACAACGAGCGCAAGGGCUUUGGUGGCCCGUUCGAGUCGAUCGGAGGCUCGCGCGGUGGCGGUAGCUCCUCCUCGGACUCCUCGGGGUCGAGCUCUUCAUCUGGCGGAAGCACCGGAGGUUCUGGUUCUGGUGGCGGUGGCGGUCGCGACGCCAACGAGUUUGUCGGCAUCUCCAAGGCCGAGGCAAAGGAGCAGCUCGCGCAGCUUAUCCUCGCCGAGCGCGAGCUCGAUCGCAGGCUCGGCGAGCUCGGCAAGGAGCAGCAGCGUUGGCGAAACCGGCUCGAUCUGGCGCGCGAAUGGAAUGAAGAGGAUCUGGCCGAGGAGGCUGAAGGGAUCCUUCGAGGUUACCUGCGCGAGGCCGAGCCGCUCCAGCAGGAGCUCCAGGAUCUCGAGGCUUACUUCGAGCAAGCGGACACCACGCACUUGCUCACGUGGGGCGCGAUCUAUGUGGCGGUCUAUAUCAUCUGCCAUGGCGCGAGGAUCGUGCGAUGGUAUGAUCUGGUGCGCCCGCUCGGAGAGGUCGACGGCAAGCUCGUCCACCGCGUCUGCGUGGUGGGGUUCACGGCGAUUUUGUUGCUCCCCUUGCGCCUUGGCGAGCUGGUGCGGCCAUACCUGCUCUCGAGGCGAACGCCGUUUUCGAUGAGCGCCGUGCUCGGCACGGCGGUCGUCGAGCGCGUCAUCGACGGGCUCAUUAUCACUGGCCUGCUCUUUGUCACGUUGGCGACGUACUCGGGUGAGCAGAGCACGACGUUCGCGUACACCACCGGCGCGUUGAGCGCCGGGAUCUUUAUCGGCGCGCUGGUGACCUGCCUGCUCGCGCUCUGGAGCAAGUCGUGGACCAUCGGCAUGGUCGAGAAGGUCUUCGGUUUUAUCUCCAAGGGGUUGGCCGAGAAAUUAUCAGGGCUCCUCGAAGGUUUCAUCGACGGCUUCCGCGCGCUCAUCGAGGCGCGCUCGCUGGGGCGUUUUCUGGCGCUGACGGCGCUCUACUGGGGGAGCAACGUCGUCUCGAUGUGGUUGCUCGCGCGGUAUGGUUUUGGCCUCGACGUCAGCCUCUGGGAUAUGGCCACGGUGCUUGCCUUGCUCGUGAUCGGGAUCAUGAUCCCGGCGGGGCCAGCGAUGGCGGGCAACUUCGAGUUCUUCUUCUCCCGCGCGCUCGGGCUCUUCGUGGUGCUCGAGGUCUUUGGCGCGCAGGUCGCCGCGCUGGCGGCCACGGUGCACGUGCUGCAAUUUGUCGUCAUCGUCACGCCAGGCGUCCUGGUGAUGUGGUUUGAUCCCGAGAGCCGCAACCUCAUCCGACUCUCCGAGCAGGCCGCCGCGCAGGUCAUCCGCAGCUACGUCUCGAACGGUGAGCCUGUGAGCAGCUCGCACAUCGCUCGCAGCGGCGUGGUCGAUGUCAGCUCCGCGACGAUCCGCAAUGUGAUGGGAGAUCUCGAGGCGCAGGGGCUCCUGCGUCAACCGCACACAUCGGCAGGGCGCGUCCCCACGCCAGGCGGGCUGCGCCUGUUUAUCGACGCGCUCUCGGUCGAGGGGCUCCCCAUCGGCGAUCCUGCGCUGGUGCAUAUCCAGGGCGAGCUCGGCGCGAUGGAGGGGAAGGACAUGGAGCAGGCCGCGCAUACCGUCGGCAGCCUGCUCAGUGAUCUGGUGCGCCUGACGAGCAUCGUCUCGACCCCGAGCCUCGGCUCGAUCCGACUCGAAGACAUCCACCUCUCGCCGCUCUCCGAGCGGCGCAUCCUCGCCAUCCUCGUCGCGAGUGACGCGCGGGUCUACCACCAGGUCGUCCCGAUGAAUCAGGAGCUCGACCGCACGCAGUUAAAGCGCAUCCAGGACUACCUCUCCGAGCUCGCCCUGGGGUUGACGCUCGAGGAGGUGCGCACGAAGGUUCGCCGGGAGAUGCUCGUCCUGGCGCGCCAGGCAAACGAGCUCGUGCGGCUCGCGCUCGAGAUCGGCGCGCGCGCCAUCGAAUCGACGCAACCCAAGGUCGUCGUCGAGGGAAAGUUCAACGUCUUCGACUACGAUGAGUUGACCGCCGACACCGAGCGUUUAAAACAUCUCCUCGAGCUCCUCGAGGAGAAGGAACAGGUCCUCGAGCUGCUCGAUGGUUUCGACGAGGGGCAGCGCCCCACGGUGUUGCUCGGUCCGGAGCUCGAUCUCGGGCUCGGACUUGGCGAUGAGGUCAGCUUGAUCGUCUGUGGUUACGGACAGCAGGAUGAAGCAUCACCCGAGCUCUGUUUGGAGGAGACAUUGAGUCAGAACGAAGACGCGGUUCAGGAGGAGACGCCAUCCGAGGAGGUGGUGAACAAUCCCGAAGAAGUCGAGCAGCCCGCUGAAGAAAGCGGGAGCGAGGAAGAGGUCGAGGCUCCUGAAGUGGACGCCGAGGCUACCCCUGAUGGCGACGAGGAUUCGGAAGAGUCCGACUCGGCAGAUGAAGAGCCAGAGAUCGAGACCGACGACUCCGUCAACACCGAGCCUGAGGAAGAGGAUCCACUCUUCUUGAGCCCCGAGGAUGACGAAGGCGAGGUCUUCGAGGCGACUGGCUCGAAGCCUGUGAUCGAGGUGCUCGAUGCGCCUCCUGUCAAGGACGCCAAGGACGAGCGCAUCGAAGAACUCGAGCGCCGCCUCGCGGAGCUCGAGGAGCGCGUGAGCGCGAACGAUGAAGAGAUCACCGGCCUCCAGCGCGAGCGCGAUGACCUCAAGGCGCGCUUGCUCAGGAGCGCUGCGGAUAUGGAUAACUUCCGCAAGCGCAAGGAGCGCGAGAAGGAAGAGCUCCGCAAGUACGGCUCGGACAAGAUCGUCUCCGAUCUUUUGCCCGCCGUCGACAACCUCGAGCGCGCGCUCGAGCACGCGGAGAAGACUGCCGAGGAGUCCUCGAUCUCGGACGGCGUGCGCAUGGUGCAUCGCCAACUCAUCAGCUCGCUCGAGAAGCACGGCAUCCAGAGCUUCGAGUCUGUCGGUGAGAAGUUUGAUCCACAACGCCACGAGGCGAUCCAGCAGAUCGAGACGACCGAGUUCGACACCAACGUCGUGAUGCAGGAGUUCCAGAAGGGCUACUUCAUCCAUGACAGGCUCCUGCGUCCCGCGCUCACCGUCGUGGCGAAGCGCAUCGAUCCUCCCCCCGCGGAGGUCGAGCCCGAGCCAGAGGCCGAGGUCGAGCCCGAGGCGACGCCAGAGUCUGCGCCUAAAGAGGAUGCGCCAGCCCCCGAAGAGGACGCCGCGACCGAGCAGGACGACGCAUCUUUCGAGGAGCCCAGUGUCGACGCUGGCCUUGGCGGAGAGACGAGCCAGGCACAGGCUUGA
Ostreobium quekettii is the source of this 4416-nucleotide messenger RNA. Lineage: Eukaryota; Viridiplantae; Chlorophyta; Ulvophyceae; Bryopsidales; Ostreobiaceae. The record is from the annotation of a GenBank genome assembly.